Molecule: messenger RNA, 1077 nt
Organism: Closterium sp. Yama58-4
Lineage: Eukaryota; Viridiplantae; Streptophyta; Zygnematophyceae; Desmidiales; Closteriaceae
Source: the annotation of a GenBank genome assembly
AUGGGAGUCCCACGACGUCACGUCCUACCACAGCCCGUAUGUGUCCUACCGCGUGUGCCAUGCGUGUGCCAUGCAUACAUGCAUUCUGAUCCCUGCACUCUCAUUUACGUGGAUGCUCUGCUGUCGGAGUUUCGCCUCCUGCUGCAGCGACUCAACCACCUCGGCAUUCCAGUCCAGGUGCAGCAUCAGCUGGUGCAGUUCGCAAUGGAGGCAGUAGCAGACGUGCUUGUGGAGGGCUUCUCUCGAGUCAAGCGCUGCUCCAAUGAGGGCCGCGCGCUCAUGUCUCUCGACCUGCAGACGCUGAUCAACGGCUUGCAGCAGCUCACAGGACGACGCCCAGACAUGCAAAUUGUUGAUACGUACAUCAAGGUCAGAUCAUGGAGUAUUUUCUUUUCUCCGGGCACGUACAUCAAGUGUCCACUCACGGGGAGCAAACAGCCGUCUUUGAGAAUUCUCAAAAACCAACUCACGGGGAGCAAACAGCCGUCUUCAACAGCCGUGUUUACUGCCGUCUUCAACAGCCGUGUUUACUGCCGUCUUCAACAGCCGUGUUUACUGCCGUCUUCAACAGCCGUGUUUACUGCCGUCUUCAACAGCCGUGUUUACUGCCGUCUUCAACAGCCGUGUUUACUGCCGUCUUCAACAGCCGUGUUUACUGCCGUCUUCAACAGCCGUGUUUACUGCCGUCUUCAACAGCCGUGUUUACUGCCGUCUUCAACAGCCGUGUUUACUGCCGUCUUCAACAGCCGUGUUUACUGCCGUCUUCAACAGCCGUGUUUACUGCCGUCUUCAACAGCCGUGUUUACUGCCGUCUUCAACAGCCGUGUUUACUGCCGUCUUCAACAGCCGUGUUUACUGCCGUCUUCAACAGCAGUGUUUACUGCCGUCUUCAACAGCCGUGUUUACUGCCGUCUUCAACAGCCGUGUUUACUGCCGUCUUCAACAGCCGUGUUUACUGCCGUCUUCAACAGCCGUGUUUACUGCCGUCUUCAACAGCCGUGUUUACUGCCGUCUUCAACAGCCGUGUUUACUGCUGUGUUCACUCACGGGGUGCCGCCCAGACAUGCAGAUUGUUGA